Dendronephthya gigantea is the source of this 454-nucleotide messenger RNA. Its product is annotated as mediator of RNA polymerase II transcription subunit 11-like. NCBI's taxonomy places the organism in Eukaryota, Metazoa, Cnidaria, Anthozoa, Malacalcyonacea, Nephtheidae. The record is from RefSeq and is a predicted model, not a curated record. Bases 87 to 431 code for a protein of 114 amino acids. Gene Ontology annotation, biological process: regulation of transcription by RNA polymerase II. Gene Ontology annotation, cellular component: mediator complex. The transcript is spliced from 4 exons. Gene Ontology annotation, molecular function: transcription coregulator activity.
CAUAGUAAAUCAAUGUGAUAAAAUCACUCAAAAAUAUAUAGUUUUGUAUCGUUUUGUUAAUUUCAUGGUCCAAAUUAUUUUUGAAUAUGUCUUCUUUGCAAUCUCAAGAUCGCUUGCAACAACUGCAAGAGAUUGAAAAGGAAAUAGUCAAGGUUGUAUCAAGUGCUGGCCAUGCCUUACAAGAAAUCUCACAAGAACAACCAAAUCAUGAAAAUUUGAACACGCACACUAGGGAGUUUCUGAAUUCAUUGCAGGGAGUUGAGAAAGGUUUGCUAGACCAAAUCACAUACUUAACAGAAGUUGCUACUGGACAACCUCAUGAAGGGUCGAUAUAUGGUGCUGAAAAAGAUUUUGCUCUAACUUGUCAAGGAACAAAAAUUGCUAAACAACGCCUCACAGACUUGGUACAAGAAUUUCAAAAUGGGACGUGAAAGCUUUCACAGAGAUUUAUAGA